GUUGAAAUUCAUGUUAAAGAGACGCACUGAAGCUCUCUGCAGCCACCUCAAGGGCUCGGUGGAGAAGAACCCUGAACUGUUCUCCUUCCGCUACCGAAGAGGCAGAGGCCGGGUGGGGGACUUCUGGUGACAUCGUGUAGCCUGUUGUGUCGAGAUGUUGAAGUUACUGAACUACUCAUAUGAUCUGCUGACCAUCUCUGACCUCCAAGGAGCUAAUCCUGAAAAGUUAAAAUCCUCUGACGAAGAACCAUUCAGGGAGGGUGGCUAUAAUGAAGGAGAAAGUGAAGUACACUCACUUAAAUAUUUCAAUGGAGCCAUACAAGAGCUUGGUUCCCAUACUGUUGCUCUAUCUCCAGUAGUGGGAAAGGAAAGACAGUCCUGUAGUGCAAGGGCCUUUUCUAUUGAAAGAAGGCUCGAUGGGAAAAGAACCAACUCUCUUUCACCAAUUUCAUUUGAAACUCCUAGGAGAACUGGCAAGACAAUCACGUUGCGGCGGAGACUUCUUGAGUCCCACCUCUCAAGUGAAAAAGUGCAGUUGCACAAAACUGUUCAAUCCUCCGUGGCUGUUACAGAAGAAUGGCCUUACACCGGACCAUGUGAUAAAUUAUCCUUUUCAGAUAGCUCAUUAAAUUCUCCUGGAGACUUGAAAUUUAAAGGUUUAUCAACUAGUUCUCUAAGUGAUGAAAGUGGUGCUUCAUGUAGAACUAAAAGGUAUUUGUUUGCACAACAGCGAACCUCCACAAUAGAUGAUUUAAAGUGUAAAAAUUGGUUAAUUUAUGAAAAUGCAUCUUCUGAUCAAUGCACUUCGUUUAGUAAACUUGAUCUCAGCAGUUUCUCUUGCUCCGAAGAUUGUGGUGAAUGCACCCUGUCUGAAUCCUUUGUAACACCAGCUAGGCAGGGAAAAUUCAAUCUGGUCACAUCUGGAGGUGACCAGUUUGUUACUCCAGUAAAUUUCAAUGUAAAUCUGUCAACAGGAAAAAUGUUACAAAGAACUCCGUCACAGGACAAAUUGGAUACCUCAACAGAAGACAGUGGGUAUAAUUCGGUUGGUUUGGAAAAAUCAUCUGAUUCCUUCUCAAAUGAGAAUUCCUUUCAAGAAUUGAUGAAAAAUCAAAAAAAACCUAAGAUGCAAGAUUCUAAGAGGUCUGUUAGACAAUUGGAAAGAACUAAGCGUCUGUCCACUCUCAGUGAGCGUGGCUCCCAAUCUGAGACUGAAGAUGAACACAAAGGAAUUCUUCCAAAGGGGUCAAAUUACAAACUAAAAUCUCCCAGUAAAGAUGAUGAGUUGGUCUUUGAAGAAAGUAAUUGGGAGGACUCUCUAAAACUUGGGAAUUUGUCUCAUACUCCUGCGUUGCAGUUAAUACAGGAAUUGUGCAUGAGGAAAAAAAGGUCAAAAAAUAUCACCAGUAAGGAUGAGAAUGGGUUUGAGGAAAAGGCACUAGGUGAAUCUAUGCCUUCACUGCGUGGACUAAUUGGCCGAAAAAUGGGCUUAGAAAAAGUGGAUAUUCUGAAAGAACUAUUGAACAGGAACUUGACGCAUGUUCUCAAUAUAAUUUUGUAUUGCUUCACUAUAGAAGAUAUCUGCAGAGUAUGGAAAGUGAGCAAAGUCUGGAAGAAAGUCAUCAAGCAAGACCAAAUGCUGUGUCUCAGAAGAAAGCAGUAUCUGAAUGAAGUUCAAAAUCACAGAAUGCAUAACCAAUUUUGGGCCACAGAUGUUGAAAACAGACGUAAACACCUAGAUCGCCCUGCUUUGAAAUCUGUUCAGGCACAGACAAGGGUCUUCACACCAAUUCUCUCUACUCGACAGGAGCUAACCACUGGAUACGGUAGUGCUUCCAAGUCAAUUAGUAAGCGAGAAGAAUUCUUACAGGUUGCCAAGACGUUGUUUAAUGAUGAGGCUUUAAAACCGUGCCCACAGUGCCAGUCACCUGCCAGGUACAAUCCAAUGAAGAAAAGAGGUCUCUGCAGUCGAGAAGAUUGCGCCUUUGACUUUUGUACACAAUGCUUCUGUGUUUUCCAUGGAUCCAGGGAAUGCAGCAGUAAGUCUGUCAAACACUUUGGCAACAAAGGUGGAACACCAGGAAGUGCUCAAAGCAAGAGGAACUUGCGAAGAUUAUAAACUUUAAGGAAAAUGUAAACUUGUAAAUGUAAAUAGAACUAUGCAGACUCCCUAAUCCCUUCUAACACUAUACUAACAAUGUUUCUUAGUUGUGUGCAUAUGUAUAAACAUUUUGAAGACUUUUUAAACUAUUUUCAAUUUGUACAAAUCAUUUUUCAGAGUGGGGGAGAAUGUAUAUCCAAGAUUACAAGUUUACUGAUUUUAUUUGCACUAAUUUAUACAUCUGAUUUUAGCAAACAAUUUGGGGGGGGGGUUGGGUCUUCAGAAUAAUCAUAAGUAAUGCUGUCAUGACAGCAAGCCUGCUUCAAAAUCAUUGCAGUUUUUCAGGUUUCUCGAGGGCACAGUUAAAACAAACUGCAUUGUAGUAAUUAGUAAUGGAUGAAUUAGAAACUAGGCGUGCAAACUGUACCUAUACUUAUUCUGAGCUCCCUUAAUGUUUUCAAAGGCAUUGGCUCCAUGAAUUUCUUCACUGCUUUAAAUUCAUCUCUCCUUUGUAAUUUCUGAAAUGUUGACUGCACAAAAU
This is a messenger RNA of Hypanus sabinus (Atlantic stingray), 2642 nucleotides long. Its product is annotated as F-box only protein 43-like. The transcript is spliced from 5 exons. Lineage: Eukaryota; Metazoa; Chordata; Chondrichthyes; Myliobatiformes; Dasyatidae. Gene Ontology annotation, cellular component: nucleus. The record is from RefSeq and is a predicted model, not a curated record. Gene Ontology annotation, biological process: regulation of mitotic nuclear division; negative regulation of meiotic nuclear division. The coding region runs from base 155 to 2119 and encodes 654 amino acids.